UUAAAAGGUCAACUAUCGGUCACAAUACAGUCAUGUACAAUCAUUUUCAGAUGCUUUAACUGCAAAAAUUUGUGUGUUACAGGAGUAAAAAGAUAGCAGUUAACAGCGAAUAUAUAAAGAUGGAAACUGUUCUAGAAAAUUUGGAUUUUUUUACCGAUGACGUCAGCGACUUUAAAAAUGAUCUUCAACGAAAACUUACUGUAGUCGGGCAGUCACGUGAUCAGGAAAGAAGCAAAAUAACUCGAACAACUGAGUCAAUGAAGUUAGCUAUUAAAAAAGCAGAAGAUAAACUUUUAACAGAAAAUGCCGAAUUGUUCACUGCCUAUGAACAUAAUUUACGAAAAAGUAUCGAAACAAUAUCACAACUUGAGAAGGAAAUUACUUCCGUUCGUUCCCAAGUAGAUAAUUGUCUUACUUCCGGUACAGCUGUUGGAUCGUCUGAUGACAGAAUGAUUUAUAACAAGUUUGAUUCUCUGCAGAAUCGUUUAGCUAGUCUCCAGAAGGGUGCGGUGCAGCCUGUUUUUCAACCUUGUGAAGAGGAUUUGGUGAUUGUUAAGAAUAUUGAUGUGGGGAAAUUUGAGGUGUCGGAUGCGAACAUUGCGCCACCUAUAAUUGGGUUUCCUACUAAACGCACCGUAGACAUGUAUUCUUGCUUCAUUACUGGAUUUCUUUGGUUCAAUCACAUGUUUGUCGUGUCGGACAAAACAAAUAAGAAGGUGAAAUACUUUACAGAACACGGCGACUUUCUCUGCGAAUUACUGUUUACCGACGCAUCGCCAUACGGAAUUUGUCAUAUGAAGGACACUUGGGUAGCCAUUGCUUUGCCGAAAGUCAGACAGAUUUACAUUGCACGAUUAAACAACAUGAAAGCAGAAAUACUCAACAAUUUUCGAACUGAUGUAGGUUAUGCCGGUUUAGGUAAAGGGCAUGACGGGAAUUCUUUGAUUGCAAGUAUGGCGUCAAAUACGCCGGCUGAAUCACACGUUGAUAUUAUUGAUUUCAGAGGAGAAGUUUUGAUGACUUUUAAAAACGACCCGCAACUUCCGGCACCUAUCUUUAACUUUCCAAGGUAUGUAGAAGCAUUUCAAGGAGCGCUCAUCAUAUCUGACUGGAGAAAAGAUUGCGUCAUUUUCUUGCACGCAGCAAGUGGAAGUGUUCUAAAGGAAUAUCGCGGAACGAAAGAAAGUCCUCUGAUAAACCCGUAUGACAUUAGCUUGGAUAAGCUGGGGAAUGUUUAUGUUCUAAACGGUAAAGACGGCACUGUCCAUGUUGUUGAUACGCAAUGUAAUCUGACUGACGUCAUUAGGGAGACGUCAGAGUUGCUAAACCCUAGACUUUUAGCCUACAACGACGAAGCUGGACUCUUAGCAGUCACGUAUGGAGCUGGUGAUAUAAAAACGUAUUAUCACCGCGUACCUCUGCCGGAGACAGCAAAACCUUCUAUCCCGUCACAUGAUACCCCAGCGUCACAUCAUACCCCGACGUCACAUCAUACCCCGGCUUUUCUUUCCCCUCCAAUUCCGAACGCAACUGCACGAAGUCCAUCACCGGCAUUUUAAAAUGAUAUAAGAAUAAUUACAUUCUAUGGAAAACAAUGCAAGCAGAGUGAAUACUAUGACGCUGAAUAUUACGGUUAAUAUUCAUGUAAAUUGAAUGUUGAUUUUAUAUUUAACAGUUUUUUUUUCACAUGUGGACGGCAGCCUAUUAUAAACGUUAUACGUUUAGGGCUACGGAAGGACAUAAUUACUAUGGCACCUGUACUCAAAUUAGUUGAAGGAUCGGAUUCAUAAGCUAUCUUUGUACAUAUGUAUAACUAUUAUCAUGACUAUUAUUAUUGUAAUUCAGCUUAGUUAAUCUUUAAAUAUAUUCCUAACAUGUAUAUUGUAUUAUGUUGAAUCUGGAGUCAUGUACGAGGUAUAAGAGGAAUGCAGAAACUGGCUAUACCUGUGCACUGAUUUUUACCAUUAGUAGAAUGAACUCAAAUUGGGACAAUGUCGAAUUCAACAAACGUCCUGAUAUCAACUUUUGUUUUGAUGUGACUCUAUCGUUUAAACCGUUAGGAAGUUCUUUGGUGUCGUAUUGAACACGACAGUUACACAUCCUCAUCUUUUAACUGGAGACGAUGGUCCAUUUUGCAUAGCUUGCCAAGAGCAUAUUACUGCCAAAUAUUUCAUGAAAGAGUUUAUAAGAGAACUUUUUUGUCUCAGUUCCAUCAAAAACCUGAUUGAUUACUUACAAAAAAUAAACCUGUAUUCAAAUUUCAUUUCUAAUAACGU
Molecule: messenger RNA, 2276 nt
Organism: Ruditapes philippinarum (Manila clam)
Lineage: Eukaryota; Metazoa; Mollusca; Bivalvia; Venerida; Veneridae
Exons: 2
Coding region: 120-1559 (479 amino acids)
Source: RefSeq, a predicted model, not a curated record